AUGGCUGAAGUUUAUGGAAAGCCUACAACCACCAAAGAGGUGUAUUCUUCAAAAGUAAAAAGUUGGAAUGAGUGUAUUGCAGAAUGCUAUCAUGUACAAAGCUGUGUAGCCGCCUGGAAAAAUGGAUCAACAUGCUACACAUUUGACUAUUGGCUGAUGGAAACUAUAACUCAAACUAAGCAAAUAAACGGAUCAAUAGUGGCAUUCAAAAUAGAAAACAAGAGUAAAGAGUGCCCCAGUGGCAGUAAUCCACCAACUUUUGGGAACAAGAAUGCAACGGGCUCUCUCUACAUCGAUUAUGAUUCCAAAAUACCCCCAAUGUGGGUUCACUUCAACAUUUAUUAUACGGAAGGAACUUGGAAACUGAACUACGAAGAGGACAGGUUUUGCGGUGAAUACCAGUAUGAUGGCUUUGUUUCUCAUGCAGACUCAACAGUUUCGUGUUCUUUUGUUUGGUACAAUGAAUACACUACUGGGUACACCUAUGACGAAGUAAAAGAAACUUGUGACAAGUAUGCAUAUGACAUGGCUGGAUUUAAGUAUAAAGAGGACGUCGCGAUGUUUGUGGAAUCAGCGAAGAAGUAUCUGGGGAAAAUAAAAGACACAAAAGCUUAUGUGAGAGUCGAUGGAAUAAGGACAGCGGCAUGUCAAAAGACUCCAAAAACAGCAUAUUGUAUGUCUGAAAAGGGAUUCACAUUUACCGGACCAACUCCUGAUUUUUCACUUUACAAAUGGGUAACAAAUUCGAGUGCUCAACAUGUCAAAGGAGAAGAUUGUAUUGUAAUGAUUAUAGACGGAAAUGCUGCAGUCAAGAUGGACCUGUUAGCAUUCUUUUUAAUUUUUGUUAUUCUGGUAUUUUUGAAAGAUUCUGAGUUUUCUGAAUACGCUGAUCUUCAGACGUCCUGUAGUCAUGUAAUGGUUGAAGUUUGGGGAUCACCGAAAUCACUAAACAAUGCGAAAAGCUUUGGAAAAGCUCCAUGGAAUAAUUGUAUGCUGGUGUGCCAUGCUUAUGAUAAUUGCAUCGUUAGUUUUUGGAAGCGUGAUUCUUGA
Caenorhabditis briggsae is the source of this 1050-nucleotide messenger RNA. NCBI's taxonomy places the organism in Eukaryota, Metazoa, Nematoda, Chromadorea, Rhabditida, Rhabditidae. Bases 1 to 1050 code for a protein of 349 amino acids. The transcript has 8 exons. The record is from RefSeq and is a predicted model, not a curated record.